This is a messenger RNA of Aspergillus terreus NIH2624, 2871 nucleotides long. Its product is annotated as PEX11 domain protein. Gene Ontology annotation, biological process: peroxisome fission. The coding region runs from base 1 to 2871 and encodes 956 amino acids. Lineage: Eukaryota; Fungi; Ascomycota; Eurotiomycetes; Eurotiales; Aspergillaceae. Gene Ontology annotation, cellular component: peroxisomal membrane. The transcript is spliced from 8 exons. The record is from RefSeq and is a predicted model, not a curated record.
AUGUUAUCCAACCAUGAUAAUCUGCAGACCCUCAUCGCCACGAAAGACUGGAUUGGCUUCGACCUAGACGACACCCUCCACGAGUAUCGAGUAGCCUCCCAGGCCGCUUUGGCACGAGUAUUCAGUGCACUCCACAGCGAUUAUCAGAUUGCUCUACCGGAUCUGGCCUCGUCAUAUCGCCGCAUCCUUUCCCAGACGACAGCAGGAGCGUUCGCCGACGGCAAGACAUCUAGCGAUUAUCGCCGCGAGAGAUUUACCGCUUUGAUGCACUCGCACGGCGUCGCGCUUUCCGAAGACGACAGUGUACACCUUCUAGCCCUAUACAAGAGCUCUCUCGCCGCAUCACUUGUGUUAAAACCCGGUGCCCUAGACCUGGUGCAGAAGCUCAAGACGCUGGGGAAGAAGAUCAUCGUCGUAACGGAGGGGCCUCGGGACGCUCAGGCGUGGACGCUUCAGCAGCUGGGAUUGAGCGGAGCCAUGGCGAAAUCCCCCAACCCCGUGAAACAAUUCUCCAAUUUCACGCGCACCAGCGCAGGGCUCGAGAAAACCCUCCGGCUCCUGCAAGCCGCGGCUCAGAUCGCGACCGAGACCACCGUGGACCAAGUGUCUGCGCUACGAUGUGGACAAGCCCGGUCUCAAUUCGCAUUGACGCGACGUUUCUUCCGCUUCUUCAACUUCAUCGACUGCUUUGAGCGGGUGUUCGGUCUGCUAGGGGGCAACUCUUCCGACGGCUUUCUUCUGCUGGCCAUUGAACUGGUUCGAUGGAGUUGUCUGGGAUUGUACUUUCUCCUUGAGGAUCUGACUAUUCUGCACGCCAUGAACAUCUACCCGGUACCCUGGAACAAGCCGGUCCUGGUGGAAGCGUACAAGUUCUGGUUCUAUGCGCUUUCUUUGUCCAUUGUGAGCUCUUUGUGGCGGCUUGUAUUCAGCACGGAACAGCCCGCGACAACAAAGCAGAGUAAGGGGGAGAAAGCGAAAGCCGCCACGAAGCAGGCUUCGGCCGUGAAAGAACAAAGAAAUGCCCUCAUCAAGCGCAUUGUGAUUGAUGGGUGUGAUCUGUUGAUUCCUGGAACUUUUGUCGGGUGGAUUGAGGCCAGCGAUUUGACGGUCGCGAUUGGGAUGGUGGUGAGCACGUUGGUGUCUGGGAGGGAUGUUUGGGUAAAUGCUCAGUCAUUCAACUAUAAAUACAGCAUAUAUCCCAGUCAAUUCACUCUCAUCACUCUCACACCAGCCAACUACUAUCCCAACUACACCAGCAAGAUGCCCCUAGUCCGCGCCAACCUCCCCUGGAUGAUGCAAUUCUCAUCCAAUGCUGAAGACCUCGGAGAAGACCAUCCAGAGGAUACAACCGAAGAUGCCGAGACAUCGUUCCUUUACAUCCCACAUAGUAAACGCGCUGCAAUGGCCGCACGCUCCAGCUCAGCUGGACGCUGGCCUAAUAAAGUCUUGGAUGAUGAGGACCAGGAGACCCAGCAGUCCGACGACACGGAAACUCGCUUCGCCUACGUUGAGUUCAAGACAGGGAGGUACGAGGAGAAGCCUGAUAUCUUGCGCACUGCGAUCUCAGCAGUGCGGCGGUAUUCGUUCAAGAUCUAUCCUUCGCGUGUCACCUUGGACCCCCGGAAAGGUAUCAUUCUCAAGGUGCAGAUUGAGCGGGGUUUGGACACUCAGGGCAUUUGGAAUGCGGUUCGGGGUGCUGCUAUUACUCGGUUGAACAGUCUUCUUAAUCAGUCGUUCUAUGCGUUUUUCACCAUCCUACUACAGCCCUAUCGAAUUCGACAAUAUAUGCACUUUCGUAGUUUUUGGAUUCUAAAGCGCCAACGUACUCCCUUCCUGUAUCAUAAUCUUGAUACCAGUCGCAUCCCCCAGAGCUGCUCCGAAAAGUUCAUGGCACUAACUGCCGAUCACACUGCUGCUGACGACACCGACGCGAUGCUGCCGAUCCCUAUCACGCCAGCGCAACCAGCGCAGAAAAAAACAAACUUCACACGCACGCUGGUCGUCGCGCGCACCCACGACGCCGACACCUCCUGGGUGGACGCCGUCGCCGCCGAAGACUCCCUGCUCGAGCCGGUAGUCUACACAGUCGACAUCGACACUACAAACGCAACGACCCCCACGGUCCCCCAAAACAAAGGCCACGAGGUAAUGGUCUACCUAACCUACAUAAUCGAGCACUACUUCACGCUGCGCGACAUCACGCUCUUCAUGCACGCCGACCGGCUCACCUGGCACAACAACGAGCUGCUGGACCUGGACUCGGCGCGCAUGGUGCGCCGCCUGCGCAGCGAGUACGUCGCCGACCGCGGCUACGCCAACCUGCGCUGCCAACACGACCCCGGCUGUCCGGCGCAUGUCCAUCUCGACCCUACCGCUGCAGUCGCCGACGGGAGCGUGCCGGAAGCAGCGGUGCUGGGGGAUGCGUGGAGGGCGCUGUUCCCCGAGGACGCGGUGCCGCGCGUGCUGGCGCAGCCGUGCUGCAGCCAGUUUGCGGUGAGCGCGGAGACGGUGCGGCGCGUGCCGCUGCUGGACUAUGUGGCGUACCGGCGGUGGCUGCUGGAGACGGAGCUGGACGAUCUGUUGUCUGGGCGGGUGUGGGAGUAUCUGUGGCAGUGGGUGUUUAUGGGGCGGACGCAGGAGUGUCCGGAUGAGCGGAUGUGCUACUGCGCGGGGUAUGGGGUUUGUUUGGGGGAGGGGGAGUAUGCGGAGUUUUUCCGGGCGCAAGAUGAAGCCCGCAGGCUGGAGGGGGAGAUGCAGGAUGGAGAUGUUGAAUCCGUCCGCAUGCAGGUGGAUGCGUUGCAUCGCCGGAUGGAUGAGAUCAAAUCCAUGGCUUGGGGGGUGGAAGAUGAUACUAGCCAGCAGGGUACAUAG